UUAUAAAAUUAUUAUUAAAAAAACAGAGAUUUGUGGAUAAUAAAUUGAUGUUCCGAGAACGAAGUCUUGUUUAGGAGGUAUUCUUUUUCUUUAUUCCAUUCUAUGCAUCCAAACUUAACUUCCAAAAACUUGUUUCAUUUGCAAAGAAUCUUGUGUCAAUUUGGAUUUCUAUACUUUUAGCAAGAAAUCCAGUUUCUGGGUCAUCUUUAUUCUUCUUAAAUUCUUCUGGGUCAUCUUUAUUUCCCCCCAAGAUUUCACCUUUUUAUGAAUCUUGCAACUUGAUUUGGAGAAUUAACAAAACCCCUAAUUCUUUUAGGGAUUUAAGAUCCAAUUUGGUGUUUUUUUUUUUUUUUGGAUUUUUUUUGAUUGAUGGGCUAGUGAACAGAUGAGUGAAUAGUUAAUGAAGAGUAUUUUCAUGAGGGUUUUGUUCUGCAAGAUCCACUGUUCUUCAUUCAUAUGUUUCUGCAAACCGUCAACUGCUUCUCAUCUUUACAACUCCGGCCCUUUGAAAUUGGAAAAUUCCCCUCAGGCCCCUCAUCCAUCAGUUGUAACUGUAACUGACCCAUCUGAUCAAAACCAUGUUGAAGAAAGUGUUGAACAGAUUAAAGAGAAUGAGAUUUCUGAAGAUGAAAAGCAAGAUUCACAGAUUGAGAUUGUUGUUCUUAGAAGUUGUAUGAAGAAGAAGAAGAAGGGUGAUUCACAAUCAAGAUCACCAGUUGGUAGAAAGAAAGUGCAAUGGGUGGAUAAUUUAGGUGAACAACUUGUUGAUAUCAGAGAGUUUGAAUCCAGUGAAACAGGAGAUGCAGAUAAUGAAGACGAUAAUAAUGCUUGCUUUUGCGCGAUUCUUUGAUGUUUUCUUCAAAAUCUCCAUGUUCAUAGGAUACGAAAAGAUCGGCUGUAAGUUCAAUACUAAAUUUACUUCAUUAAAUUUGAUAUAUAUAUAUAUAUAUAUCGAGUGGCCUGUAAAGAUCGAAGCUACAUUUUUAGAUUUUAUUUUGUAACUCAUAUGUAAGAAUUGAUGUUAUUAUUGAGCUUUCCAAACACUUUGUGAGUUUGUUCUACUACCAAAUUCGGUUCUUGGUCUCAAAA
Helianthus annuus (common sunflower) is the source of this 1089-nucleotide messenger RNA. RefSeq lists its product as uncharacterized. The record is from RefSeq and is a predicted model, not a curated record. Bases 401 to 850 code for a protein of 149 amino acids. The transcript has 2 exons. NCBI's taxonomy places the organism in Eukaryota, Viridiplantae, Streptophyta, Magnoliopsida, Asterales, Asteraceae.